Messenger RNA from Cotesia glomerata, 1915 nucleotides. RefSeq lists its product as uncharacterized. The transcript is spliced from 6 exons. The coding region runs from base 53 to 1585 and encodes 510 amino acids. Lineage: Eukaryota; Metazoa; Arthropoda; Insecta; Hymenoptera; Braconidae. The record is from RefSeq and is a predicted model, not a curated record.
AAGAUAAAAGCAACGAAAAUUCUUCAGUUUUUAAGCAUAAAAAUAUGUAAUCAUGUUUUAUUUAAAACCAACGAUAAUUUUUUUACUCUUAUUGUCAGUGACACCUUGGAGCGAACAAUUCCCGGGGAUAAUUGCGGAAGACUUGCUUACGAAAGUAAUCAAUGCGUCGAUAAACCUUCAGUACAACGCGGAAUUUUCUGACGUUUCUUACGAUCAAAAAUUAAAGUUCUUUGACGCGUUUGAAAUAUUCAAUUCUUCAUUCGCUUAUAAUUAUAACUACAGUUACGAUUUUGUUAAGAGUGAGACUGAGAAAAAUAUACUUGAAGUGUUUUUAAAAAAAUCGGAAUUUGUUAAUGAGCUGUUUGACUCUUUUGUUAGGAAUAAUUUUGGUUUAGAGGAUAAUAAAAAGUUUUUUCAAGAAAAUCUUACUCGUAAAGGGUUUAAGGAUUUAAAAAAGUCAGUUGAUUUUGUUGUUAGGAGAAUUGUUGUUAAAAGUACCGAAGAUAUUGAUGAAUCUUUGAAAAAUGUUUUGCAAAUUGUGGUUAAAAAUUGGAAAUUGGAAAAACCAUGCAGAUCAACUUUAUGGGAACAAAUCAUACACAUUUAUAAUUUAGGAGUGCGGACAAUAAUUCAAGGACACUCAUUAGUAAUUUUCAGAUUAAAAUACCAAAAAUUCAACGCACUAUGGGAGAUUAAUUACGAGAGCCGACUUGCCAACAUUGUAAAAAAUUAUAAAAAUACAAUUUUGGUAAUAUCCAGAAAAACACGGUACUUUUUGAGAACUAAUAAUAAGAUUGCGCAUAAAAUAAAUGGAAAUUGUCCGCCAAAAAAGUGGGAAUUAGGAUCUCAUUACGAAAAAUUCCGAUCAAUUGAAUUAAAAUUCGGCCAUAAUAGUCACUUGAAAAUAAAUCCUGAUUUUAUUCAUCGUUUUCCAAGAGUCAGUACUAAUUUACACUGUGCUGAUACCGAAAAAAAUGAAGUUGUGACUGGAAUUAAAUUUGAACUCUAUAACAACACUUUAUACCCGACAAUUCAAGUUGGAAAGCUUGAAAAUGGAUCGAUUGAUCCCUGGAGCGUCUACUGGCAGCCGAAAAAUAUAUCUUACGGAACCGAUGACACUGCUGUGAUAAAUGUAUUUGCUGAUGAGACGUUCGUUGACAUGGGUGGUGUCAAAUUAUCUUCAGCACACUUUGUUACCGGACUCAAAUUUGAAUUAGCCGACGAUAUACUAAGACUUUUAGUAGGCGCAAGUACAAUAGAAGAUGACGGGCUCAAUCCGUCAAUCACCGAGCCAUAUUGGGACACCGAAAGGAACAUCGAGGACGAUUGGAUAAACUUUUUGGAAAUCUUCGAUGACAAUUACUACUACGACCCAUCUUUCGAACCCGUUUUGGACAUCCGCAGUCUAACCACCGACCCCCCUAUGCCCUUGGGAGGAUUAGGUAUUCGCGACCGAUCUUCUAAGAUGGACAGUCAUGAUAGUGACGAAGCGCUGCGGUUCAUUUCUCCGUACUUUGUGGUGUUUAAUUAUUACAAGUUCUUUUCUAAUGAUGUAAUUGAUGAAUUUGAUCGGAAAUUUUUUUAAUUUUACUUUUAAAAAAAUUUUAUUGUUAUUUUAAAAAAAUAUAUUAAUAAUUAUUAUCAUGCGAAUGGAUACAUAUAUUAUCAGUAAUAUAAUACCCCUUUUAUGUGUCCUAUAUCAAUGUCAACUUGUGUGACGUGGUUAUAAAUACAAAAGUGAUACAAAUAUUAAAGCAAAGGAGAAUUCCGAGGGAAAAUGUCGCCAUGUAUCCCUCUUAUAUUUCUAUUCAUUAUUGUUCCGACAUGACAGCUAGACGUUUUUCUGAUAUAUCUGAUAAUAAUACAUGCUAUUUUCAACAACCAUUAUCUCAACUUUGAUUACUGUUAAAAUUUA